This is a messenger RNA of Myxocyprinus asiaticus (Chinese sucker), 654 nucleotides long. Its product is annotated as peptidyl-prolyl cis-trans isomerase-like. The record is from RefSeq and is a predicted model, not a curated record. Gene Ontology annotation, molecular function: peptidyl-prolyl cis-trans isomerase activity. The coding region runs from base 16 to 501 and encodes 161 amino acids. The transcript has a single exon. Lineage: Eukaryota; Metazoa; Chordata; Actinopteri; Cypriniformes; Catostomidae. Gene Ontology annotation, cellular component: intracellular membrane-bounded organelle. Gene Ontology annotation, biological process: protein peptidyl-prolyl isomerization.
AAAGAAUCUUAAGUCAUGGCCAGGCCCAGAGUUUUCUUCGAUCUCACCGCCAACGGCAGCCCACUUGGAAGAGUGAUCAUGGAGCUGAGAGCUGAUGUUAUCCCCAGAAGAGCAGAGAACUUCAGGCAGCUGUGCACAGGCUAUGGCUAUAAAGGAUCCAUUUUCCAUCGUGUCAUCCCCAACUCCAUAUGUCAGGAUGGUGACUUCACAAACCACAAUGGAAGUGGUGGCAUGUCCAUUUACAGCAACAAGUUUGAGGAUGAGAAUUUCACACUGAAACACACCAGCCCUGGUAACCUGUCUAUGGCCAAUGCUGGCCCCAACACCAAUGGUUCCCAGUUCUUCAUCUGCACAGAAGUUACUUCAUGGCUGGACGGCAAGCAUGUUGUCUUUGGACAGGUUGUGGAGGGCAUGGAUGUCAUCAAGAAAGUGGAGGGUUAUGGCUCCAGCAGAGGGAAAACAAGUGUCAAGAUUGUCAUUGCUGACUGUGGCCAGCUGUAAACACCUCAACCACCAACCUUCACCCAAACCCUUGUCUAGUACCCUUGAGCGCUCCCUCUCCUGAAUCCUGCCGCUUACAGCAACAUUCCUCCAAAGUUUUAUAACCCCCUCAUUCAUCCAUCUUUGUCUUUUGACGAGUUGUCAUUUUGCUGU